AUGAUGCAGCAAACGAAGACAAUGACAGGUGUCCACUCUUUAGGCGCUCAACAGAGCAAGAAGCUGUUGAUCUUGGAUGUUGAUGUUGGGAUAGAUGAUUCCCAGGCACUGAUGAUGGCUCUGACAGCUCCCAACGUGCACAUCCUGGCAAUAACCUGCACUCACGGUAACUCGGGCAUAGAGAACGUGUGCACGAACGUGCUGAGCGUGCUGAAACAGUGUAACAGGAUGGAGAUCCCUGUCUACCGUGGAGCAGGCACCUCUCUCCUGGGUGUACUCCAUCCCAAUGCCGCUUCCCAUGGGAAGAAAGGGGUGGUCGAUGCUCCCCAUCCCGAUGCUAAGUGCGUGGAACAUAUACAUGCCGAACACGCGGUGAAUGCCAUGGCACGGAUAGUUAAUGAGCACCCCGGGCAGAUCACACUUGUUGCGCUUGGACCCAUGACCAACGUGGCCCUGGCUGCCAAGAUGCACCCCACCUUUCCUUCAAAGCUGAAGAGUGUGUACAUCAUGGGUGAAUACUUUGAAGCUCAAGAUAAUGUGAGAGUCUGCGGUGCGUUCAACUUUUUCACAGACCCAGAAGCAGCUUCCAUUGUGCUGAGCCACUUCACUUGUCCCAUUAACAUCACCACCUUGGAGUUCUGCCUCCGCCAUCGUCAGCCCAUGGUGACAACAGGUGGACAGCAGGUGACUCAAGAAAGCGAAAAGGCUCAGUCGAUGAAGAAGGUGACUGCACAAACUGCAGACUCCGCCCAGCAAGUCCAAAGUACCAAGAUGUUGCAAUUUGGAAGUGGCAUUGUGUCCUAUGAUUCGUACACAAUGGCUGCUGCCAUCGAUGACUCGAUGGUGAAGGAGCGCGCCCAGUACGGGGUGUGUGUGGAGUUGCACGGUUCACUGACCAGGGGCAUGUUGGUCGUGGACACCCUCAACAUCCUGAAGCUUCCACACAAAGCCACCGUCUUCGUGGAAUGUGACAUGGAAAAGUAUAAGAUGCUGCAGAUUAAGGCCCAGCAAUAA
Molecule: messenger RNA, 1014 nt
Organism: Amblyraja radiata (thorny skate)
Lineage: Eukaryota; Metazoa; Chordata; Chondrichthyes; Rajiformes; Rajidae
Product: probable uridine nucleosidase 1
Exons: 6
Coding region: 1-1014 (337 amino acids)
Molecular function (GO): hydrolase activity, hydrolyzing N-glycosyl compounds
Source: RefSeq, a predicted model, not a curated record